AUGUCUAACCUUCAUCAAAUUGUUGUGUAUAAUGUUACUUCUCCAGCCUCGGAGGCAUCAUGUGGCUCCACGUUAUCUGGCGAGGCAGGAGAUUUCACGUCACCAAAUUUCCCAGAGAAAUACGACAACAACCUGUUCUGUGAAUGGACCAUUCGGGUCAACAGGUCCAAGUCUAUAGUUCUCGGAUUCGACUGGUUUGACGUGGAAGCACACCCACAGUGUGAUUAUGACUUCGUUCAGGUCUACGAGGGAAAUUCGAAAUACAAUCGACAGUUAGGAAAAGGAAAGUUUUGCGGAAGUGCGAAAACAGACGCCAACUACCCAGACAAACGUAUCACUUCUGGGCUCAACAUCGUCAAAGUGCAGUUCCAAAGUGACGCUUGGCUGACAUUUACUGGAUUCAAGGCUACAUUCGUCGCCGUUGACAAAGUUGAUCCCUGUUCCCUUGGUGAAUUCCGUCUGUGGCAACCAUGGCAACGGUUUCGCUGUGAUGAUUGGUCAAAAUGUUUACCUUUCGUGAAACGUUGUAACGGGCGGGAAGAUUGCUUCGAUGGCAGUGACGAAGAGCAUUGUGAGUGCCAUACGAUACCAGAGGAACUAGGAUUUUGCAAAGGACACAUCUCCUACUCUAAGAUGUCUAUGCCGAACCUUGUAGGACACACGAACUCCUCAGAGAUUGUCACUUCCCGUGUCUUCACAACCGCACAAGACGUCUGGAGAAGCCAAGGACGUCUUUCUUGGAGAAACCAAGAUGUCUGCUCCCAUCCUGAAGUCGUCACUUUUCACUGUGCGCUUCUGGCUCCGAAGUGUAGCAGAAACAGGAUGAUCCCGAUGUGCUAUUCCUGGUGGCGGGAAGUCAUGUGGGACUGCUGGUUUGUCAGCGAUUUCUAUUACGUCAACCCUCUGCCAUGGACGGACUGUUACUACCCACAGCAGAAAGAAGAUUGCUUCAACGGCUGGGGAGAGAACUACAGAGGCAGCCGGAAUAGAACGGUUACAGGAGGGACAUGCAUGAAUUGGAGAGAAGUUGGAGUAUACGUAAUCUCAGGUACUUCGUCAUGUGGCUCCACCCUAACUGGAGACGAGGGGACUUUUAGUUCACCGAACUAUCCAGAAAGCUAUGACAGCAACCUUUGGUGCAACUGGACCAUCGUCGUGAACGCCUCCAUGUCCAUAACCGUGACAUUCGACAAUUUCGAUCUUGAAUUUCAACAAGACUGUGACUAUGACUAUGUCCUGUUGUAUGAGGGAAGUCCCAGAAGCAAUCGUGUUCUAGGAGGAGGAAAGUUUUGUGGUAGUACUUCUGCCCAAGGUACGUAUCCGAAGGAUCGAAUUACGUCCAAGCUGAACAUAGUGACGGUAGUUUUUCACACUGACGCAUGGAUCACGUCAUCCGGAUUUAACGCCACCUUCGUCGCCACGUACAAAGGAGACCCCUGUCUGGAAGGGGAUUUCGCGUUGUGGAAAGAACAUCAAAGAUUCCGCUGCGCAGACUGGUCCGGAUGUUUACCCUUUAAGAGCCGCUGUGACGGACUGGAAAACUGCUUUGAUGGAAGUGACGAAAGAGGAUGCGAAUGCCAGGAGAUACCACAACAGUUGGGUUUCUGCAAAGGAAGCAUCACCUAUGACGAGAUGUCUCUACCCAACUUGCUGGGACACGCUGAUGUCUCAGCUGUUGUAAUGUCGGUGGCGUUCAACACCACCCUCGAGCUAAGUCAGUACCGAGCGGGAUGCUUUCAUCCUGAGCUCAUAGCUUUCCACUGCGCAAUUCUCGCUCCAAAGUGUGUCAAUCAAAGGAUGGUUCCGAUGUGUUACUCCUGGUGGCGCGAAGUCAUGUGGGAUUGCUGGAUAACGGACGACAUCUAUGACGUCAACCCGUUGCCAUGGCACGACUGUUAUUACCCGCCACAAACUGAAGAUAGCUAUAACGGAUGGGGAGAAAACUACAGAGGCUUGCGCAAAAGAACUGCAAAAAGGGAAGUCUGUCUCGAUUGGAAGGAAAUUAAAAACAUGGCACAAGACGACAUAAACAAGUGGAACUUGGACGACAACUUCUGCAGAAACCCUGCACGACAGUACAGUGAGCCCUGGUGUUAUGUACUGGAUCGUCACAACAUGCCGAGGCCGAGCUUGUGUGGUGUGCCGGCUUGUGGCAGAAACAAAUGGUCCGAGUAUUCUGCCUGUGAAGACGCCCUGACCAACAGCACAUUGUCCUUCAGUGCUGCAACAUCCCGAAGCCGGAAAUGCAGAUGGACGAUAUCGGUUGAGCCACACAUGAAGAUAAACCUGACAUUCACUCACUUCUCAAUAAGUGGGGAGCGGUGGCGGCGUGACUGUCCGUACGAUCAUGUAGAGGUUUUCGAUGGAGACCACCCAGACGGACUUCACAAAUUCAGGGGUAAAUACUGCGGACAUGACCAGCCCGUGUCCAUCAUAACUGAAAGUUAUAAGCUAACGGCUCUAUUCACAAGCGAAGGAUUCGGAGAACUUUUGAUCACUGAUUUUAACGCGACUUUCUCAACAAUACCAAGAGAGUCUGUGGCCUGUGACACAGCAGCGUGGCCAUGCGGUGACAAGGCGAAGUGCAUCUGGCUGUACCAGAAAUGUGAUGGGAAUAUUGACUGCUGGGACCGAAGUGACGAGGAAGACUGUGCUUGUGAAGCGAUACCAUCAGUGUUGGACGAGAGGAGAGUUUGCCCGCGCUCAUUCAGGACGGCGUUCCCAAACUUUCUACAGCAUCGAAACGCUACGGAACUAGAGGAGGCUGAAAACCUGGCCGACGCGAGCGAACUCACAGGAAGUUCCUGUCAUCCACAGAUUCGUGAGUUCACGUGCUGCAACCUUCUCCCGGAGUGUUCUUCCGACCAACGCGUUCGCCAUCCGUGCCGAUCGUGGUGCGCUGAGAUCCGUGCAACCUGUGUGGAUGAAGAACUGCUGAGGAUCAUUCCUCCCUGUAAAGACUUUCCAGACGACAACUGUGUCUAUGGAGGGGUUUCCGACGAAUGCUACCAUGGAAAUGGCCGAAACUACAGAGGAAAGAAGAACACAACAGUAUCAGAGAAAGUGUGCAUGGACUGGCAGCUAAGCGCUUAUACCGGGGAGAGGUACAAGUGGCUGAAUCUAGAAGAGAACUACUGCCGUAACCCGGACGGUGCCCUGAGACCAUGGUGCUAUACGGACAAGGCCAGGAACUGGGAGUACUGCGACCUUAUCCCGUGUACAAAUAGGGUCAUUUUCUGCAGUGACCGGGUACGCUCCAGAAGUGUUCGUGUAAACCCCAUACGACCCCGGUACUGGCCAGGAGAGACUGUGACGUACACGUGUGAGACAGGGUACACACUGCGCGGGGAGUCCAUGGCCAAGUGCACAGAUGGAGCCUGGGACGUGGACCUACCAGAGUGUAUAGAGGACAAACGUACUCAGCUGCUGCUGGACAAGUUCAACAGGUCUGUUUACAGUGCUGACCUGCCCCCUACCGACAAUGGCGUGUACAUCACCAUAGCUGGAACUAUCAACGCCGUCAUCAGCCUGGAUGAAUCGGUCCCCUCCAUACUAACUGACGUCAGUAUUGAACUGCACUGGUAUGACCCCAGAUUAUCAUGGACUCCGUCCUCAUACGAUGAUCUGUCGACUAUCACUUUGAACCACGUUAAAGUCUGGACACCACAUAUGUCACUGGCAGGAAGCGCAGAUAAAGGCUUUGCUGGACUCCCAGAGGUAGACGUGACUGUCAAUCAUGAUGGAGAGAUCAUCUGGGCCUUUGAAACGCUGCUAGAGACACAAUGCAACUUGAACCACUUUCUCUUCCCGUUCGACAACAUGACGUGCCCGGUGUGCCUGCACGUGCGGAACACGUCUGGCGAGGUGCUCCAGUGUCCAACACGGCACCUGAAGAAACAAUUCGACGUCCUGGACUGUGAGAGCGUGUUGCCGUCAGUAGCAGGAGAGUGGUAUGCAACAUACAGCAUGGCGGUGGACAGCGAUAAGGGUUGUCUCGACCUCUACCUUGAGAGAAGUCCCGUCCAGCACAUGUGUACGACUGUGGCACCAGGGGUUCUCCUCUCUCUGCUGUUUUGUAUCAUCUUCUUCAUCCCCAUUGACAAUGGUGACAGACUGUCCUUCGGCAUGGCGAUACUCCUCUCCAUGUUCGUCACCUUACUGGUCAUCUCAGACUUCUUACCGAGGUCCAGAGAGAUCCCAUUCUUCGGUAUUUUGAACAUUGUGGCGAUCGUGUUGAUGGGUUUCUUCAUGCUGGUCACAACGGUCCUCAUCAACCUUCACACGAGAGAGGAGGACAUGCCCACCUGGAUGAAGAGUUUCUUCCUACGGGGAUGUUCCCGCCUUCUUCUACUUGGAGAUCUCACCAAGGAGUCUGAGACUGAUACUGGAAAACUAGAGGAGAAGGCCAACGUCAUGUACGAAAACCCCUCCAUCGAAAGCGACCUCGAAGCAGACGACCUGUUGGACAACGAGAGAAAGUCCUCUACAGUGCAAGGUAUUGCUAAGAAAAUGUCGAAGACAGUCGAUGCACUGACCACAAGCAUCUUACUCCUCAAGGACAUGAUAAAAGAGGAGCCAGACAAACGGAGUGAAUGGAUGAUGCUCACCUAUGUACUUGAUAGGAUCUGCUUUGUUCUGUAUGUCAGUGGAAUGAUUCUGAUACCCAUUGCCUUCUUGAUGUGAGGCCUCUGGUAUAGGUGGUAUCUCACUGCACUUAGAGCACCGGUGCGGCACUGCAGGGUUCGUUUACAGCGGCACUGUAGUGUAAUUUUCGCCGAUUUUUUUUAUAAUUUAGAUAUUAUGUAAUACUUAAAAGUAUGACUUAGAAGACACCAAAAUACACAAAACGUAAGAAAAUCCAUUUUCAUGUCUGAAAUUCGAGUAAUCUUCGAACCCCGCAGUGCCGCACCGGUGCCCCAAGUUCAGUGAGAUAUUAUUAGACAGGAGUACGGCACGCAUGGCUGUGUCUUACUUCUUAACAAACAGCUGACAUUACAUCAUUAGAAUAAUCGUGCAUGAAAUAAACACAAGAUCACGAUACGCAUCCAUAUCUAGCAAUGCAUGCGUAAACAAGAUAUUACAUAAACGGCAUAACCAAGGUCAAAAUCAUGCAGCAAAAAGAUGUUAGUUCUAAGUAAACUAUCAUAUAUCAUAAAUCAUAAAUAGUGGUGCAGACGUCCAUUCUCUGUGGACUAUAUAUACGUUGGCAUUUGAUAUAUAUCUUUAUAAGAAUUGUGUAUUUAUAUACACCUAGGAUCAAUAACUUAGAGGAAAUUUGAACUUUGCCAUCAGAAAAAUUAGGAAAACAAUAUGUGCAGUAAGAUGAAACAAGCAGAUUAAUUAUGUAACUAUGAUAUCCCUUUCACUACGUAAUGCAAGAAUAUGAAUAUUGUAUCAACGUAUUUCUAAAACAUAAACCAGUCAAACUGUUAUACGUUAUGACACUUUUUAUUGUAAAGCAUCGGCAUUGACAAACGAUACGACAGUUACGACUAGCAAACUGCUCAACUUCAAAGUAGGACAAAACUGUAUAGUUCACGACACUUCGUCAGCGGACAGAAGUAAGAAGUUUUCUUUAAAAAAUGAAGACAUUUUGUCACCAGCCUAGGUAGAAUCAGUUUCCUUGAAACAUCUUGACUUGGAAGAAAUCUUCCUGUGUGUUUAAUCUUGGUAUGAUCUUAAAGUUAAAGCAGAGAGUACAAAGACAAAGACAGUAUGAGUACACCAUCUUUAAGGUUUCCGUGUACUUCUUUAUCUAUGGCAUCAAAUCUUUUCUUUGGUUUUGAAAAAGAUGAUAGACAAAUCCAACAUAUCCUGUACACACAUUACAGCUUUACUCACUUGGAUAACUACACAAUAAACAUUUACACGUAUUGUGGGCAGAAAAUAAUGAAUAAAAAUAUAUCAGAAAUUGAAAUAUGUCACCACAGGUGACACAAUGUUGCAGGUUGCAUUACCUCUCGCGUUUUUACAUACGUUUAAUAUGUUAUGGCCAGUCAACGUAUGUAUUUGGCAUCUAAAACGCGCUGAAAUGUAGUUGAUGAAA
This is a messenger RNA of Branchiostoma floridae (Florida lancelet), 6046 nucleotides long. RefSeq lists its product as uncharacterized. Lineage: Eukaryota; Metazoa; Chordata; Leptocardii; Amphioxiformes; Branchiostomatidae. The transcript has 29 exons. Gene Ontology annotation, biological process: monoatomic ion transport. Gene Ontology annotation, molecular function: extracellular ligand-gated monoatomic ion channel activity; protein binding. The record is from RefSeq and is a predicted model, not a curated record. Gene Ontology annotation, cellular component: membrane. The coding region runs from base 1 to 4683 and encodes 1560 amino acids.